Aptenodytes forsteri (emperor penguin) is the source of this 3018-nucleotide messenger RNA. It is a transcript of the gene SLC37A3, whose product is annotated as solute carrier family 37 member 3. Gene Ontology annotation, cellular component: endoplasmic reticulum membrane. Gene Ontology annotation, molecular function: transmembrane transporter activity. Lineage: Eukaryota; Metazoa; Chordata; Aves; Sphenisciformes; Spheniscidae. The transcript is spliced from 14 exons. The record is from RefSeq and is a predicted model, not a curated record. The coding region runs from base 73 to 1578 and encodes 501 amino acids. Gene Ontology annotation, biological process: transmembrane transport.
UGAGAAGAAUGACCUAAGCACCAUCCAGCCUUUGUGGCCAAGGGCAGCAGCAGGGGUAGGGCUGCCAGGAGGAUGGCUUUGCCUGGAAGCUUAUGGAGGCAGCCUGCAAACAGAGGCCUUGUGUCCCAUUGCACCCACCAUCAUAUUGUUGUGUUCCUGCUGACCUUCUUCAGUUAUUCCCUGCUCCAUGCUUCCAGAAAGACAUUCAGUAAUGUCAAAGUCAGCAUUUCCAGCCAAUGGACUCCCUCCUGCCUAAACAGCACGGCCCCUGAGCUCCGGCCAUAUGAGGUCUGGAACAGCAGCCAUUUAUUUCCAAAUGCAGAAGAAGCAACUCUCUUCUUGGGGACAUUGGACACUAUCUUUUUGUUUUCCUAUGCUAUGGGUCUCUUUGUCAGUGGCAUAGUUGGGGAUCGCCUGAAUUUACGCUGGGUUUUGUCUUUUGGCAUGUGUUCCUCUGCUCUGGUGGUAUUCUUCUUUGGCACACUCACAGAAUGGUUGCAUUUCUACAACAAGUGGUUCUACUGCUGUCUCUGGGUUGUGAAUGGCUUGCUGCAGUCCACUGGUUGGCCCUGUGUGGUAGCUGUCAUGGGCAAUUGGUUUGGAAAAGCUGGGAGAGGGUUUGUGUUUGGACUCUGGAGUGCCUGUGCAUCUGUGGGAAAUAUCCUUGGGGCGUUCCUUGCCUCCUGUGUUCUCAAAUAUGGCUAUGAGUAUGCUUUCUUGGUGACUGCCUCAGUACAGUUUGCUGGAGGAGUCAUUGUCUUCUUUGGGCUCCUGACGUCACCGAAGGAAGUGGGCCUCCCUGAGCUUGGAGCAGAUGAAGACGGCAGUGUGGAGGAAGAUGCCAACAGACCUUUAAUGGGCAAUGAUGAUGCAGAUGAUGAUGACCGGAAUUACUCUAUUCAAGCAACUGACACUGACAACCAGCCAAAGGCCAUUGGCUUUUUCCAGGCUUGUUGCCUUCCGGGUGUAGUACUGUACUCUUUGGCCUAUGCCUGCUUGAAACUGGUGAAUUACUCGUUCUUCUUCUGGCUGCCCUUCUACCUCAGCAACAACUUUGGAUGGAAAGAAGCAGAAGCUGACCAGCUCUCGAUCUGGUAUGAUGUAGGAGGAAUCAUAGGUGGGACUAUCCAGGGCUUGAUUUCUGAUGUGCUACAGAAGAGAGCUCCAGUGCUAGCAAUUAGCCUGCUCUUUGCUGUAGGCUCUCUUUUUGGAUACAGCCGUUCUCCCAACAGCAAACCUAUCAAUGGUGUGAUCAUGGCAAUUACAGGAUUUUUCAUCGGAGGCCCUUCUAACAUGAUCAGUUCUGCAAUUUCUGCUGACCUGGGGCGCCAGGAUCUGGUGAAAGGCAGCAGCGAGGCUCUGGCAACAGUCACAGGAAUUGUGGAUGGAACUGGCAGUAUUGGUGCUGCAGUGGGCCAGUAUCUAGUGUCUUUGAUCCAGGAGAACCUGGGAUGGAUGUGGGUUUUCUAUUUCUUUAUUCUAAUGACGAGUUCAACAAUCCUGUUCAUUUCACCAUUAAUAGUGAGGGAGAUCAAAUUGCUUCUGCAUGAGCGGCGCCUGCGAAUGCUGGCUGAGUGACUUCUGCUUGCCUCUGGAAGGACUAUUUUAUGGACCUGACAGCUGGGACGCUAAUCAAAACUCUGGGAGACUUGUUUCUUACAUCCUCCAGGUUUGGACUAAUUCAAAAUGGCUCUGCAAGGCUUGAUUGACCUGCCUUUGUGAGCUCAAUAGUGAAGUACCAAAUACCCGUCCUGAGACCACCCGCAUCCUGGAGCUGCUGACCUAAGCUAGACAAUCCACGGGACUGGCAGAUUGUCCCAGCCUACCAGACUCUUCCAUGUCAGCAGUCGCACUAGGGUCUUCUGUUGGGUGGUCUCACUGCUACACCCUUUCUUAUUUAUUUCUGGAUGUCCUGACCAAAGGUCAGCUGUUUAAAACUGACGGUGGAGAGGCUGUCUUGCAAUGAACUUUGAUGCUGUGUUGUGCCGGUGGAAUCAUACAGUGCAUUUCAUGGGUAGUCUAAAUUUAUGAUCACUUUAGCUUUUAGAAAGGGCAAAAAUAAUUAUUUGGAAUUUGCGCUGUCCAGUUGUUUAACGAAUGCUGUUGCUAAAUCUCUGCACAGGCAGACCUCUGCUACCCCUAGCUAUUAACUGUCUCAUAUUCCAGUAGAUUCACAUGGAGAAGUUACCUCCAUAUUUGUUUUUAGCAUUUUUUAAUAAUAGUAAUAAUCUCUGGGAACUGAGACUUCAGUUUUUAACUAUUUAAGCAGACAAAUAGUGUGCAAUACUUUACUGUGAUCUCUGAGAAUAAGCCUUAAUAGAUCCUCUGUGUCUAAAGGAUCCUUGAAUGGCUUUGGGGAUCAGUAAUGGGACAUAAAUACUUUCACUACUGCUUUGUUAUUUGAACUCUCAUCAAUACUGACCAAAAUGGGACUGUCAGGUGACCCUCUGAAGGAAGCUGGUGUCACUGAUUUCAUACUCAUUGUGCAAUUGCUCAUCUCCAGCAAAGAGAACCAGAAUGGAAUUAAAGGAAUUGGAGGGACCUGGCUGCUCUCGGACAUGGGCUUCCAGACAGGGACUGAAGCGUACUCAUGGAAUAGCAUCAAUGAGCAAGUGCUGCUGUCUUCCCCCAUGCUCCUCUGCCUACGGCUGCGCAGGGGACCUCAAGCUCCAGCGUUUUAAAGCUCGAGUUGUCCCUUGAAGAGAAAGGUAGAUGCAAGUCAGCACUAAAAACAUGUGACUGCACUUAGCAUGGUGGUAUUUUGAGUAUUUUGCAGUACUGCGGUAAGCAGGGUGACCGACUGACACCUCUAACAUUUGUUAGUGAUGGUAAUGGGAUCAUCGAGUAACUUCUUAACAAAUUGUUUUCUGCUUAUGCCUUGGGAUGUUUCAUUGUAAUAGGUAUGUGUUAACCAGCAGAACUUCUGAUCAAAUACUCAAUCUAACUAGUCAGCAAUGCCUGGAUGGGGGUGGGGGGCAGGAAAAUUCCUGGAGCUGAAAAUUUGAAACUUUUUAAAUG